UUUCAUGCCAGGAAUUAUCAACAAAUCCUAAACAGUCACUACAACAAAAUUCACGAGCAGUUACCAUAGAUGAAAUUACAGAUUUAAGAGUUCAGAUUGCCGAGCAAAAUACAAGAAUCGCACAACAAAAUACAAAAUUUGCAGUUCAAAAUGUCAAGAUUUCAGAUCAAAAUACUAAACUGUCCGAACAAGACAUUCAGAUACUAGAACAGUAUAACAGAAUUAAAGAUUUGGAGAUGAAAAUUAAAGAACUACAAAAGGAAGACGAUAGAGAAAAUCAACCACCAUCAAUGAAUGAUUCCACUAAAGGAGGUGGUAGUAUAUUUACAAGAUGGGGACGUAAAGAUUGCCCUAGAAAUGUAUCUCAGUUAGUAUAUUCAGGCAUAACUGGCGGAUCACACUAUACACAUCCUGGAGGAGCAGCAGAAUAUGUUUGUCUACCACCAGAUCCAACAUGGAAUGUUAAUAAACAUUUUAAUAGUCCGCAUUUUGGAUAUAUGUAUGGUUCAGAAUAUGAAGAGGUUCCAAAGCCACUACUGAAUUAUAAAGUACCAUGUGCUGUAUGUCGAACUAGCCAGUUUUCUACAGUAUUAAUGAUACCAGCUAGAACAGAAUGUUAUCAAGGCUGGCAGAAAGCAUACCAUGGGGAGUUAGUCAGUGGAUAUUAUAAUCAUCCAGCAGCAUCUCAGUAUGUUUGUGUAGAUGAUAACCCACAGAUCAACGGAAUUAAUACUAAUAAUGAAGGUAAAUUGAUGUAUCCAGUGAGAGCAAAAUGUGGAUCACUACCAUGUCCUCCUUAUGAAGAUAACACUCUUCUUACAUGUGUUGUCUGUUUGAAAUAGAUUAUUAUAAGCACAAU
Molecule: messenger RNA, 859 nt
Organism: Lottia gigantea (owl limpet)
Lineage: Eukaryota; Metazoa; Mollusca; Gastropoda; Lottiidae
Exons: 4
Coding region: 237-842 (201 amino acids)
Source: RefSeq, a predicted model, not a curated record